CGACGAUGUAUAAAAGAGCGACUCUAGUAUCCUAAAGUUUAUAUUAGAUAUUUUCCAUAUUCUGACAUUAGCCAACAUUUUAUCUGCUUUUAGAUCUUUUUCUGUUACUCUUUUACUUUUCUUUGUCACCAUUAGCUGCCCAACUUUUUGCGCCUAAUUAGCAAACUCGUUUAAUCUAUUUAGUAGAACUAUCGCAUUUAUCAAUAUGAAGUACUCAAUCUCCUUCGCUGCCCUGGCCACCCUUGCGGUUGGUGCCAAUGCUGCCCCCAAAUACUAUGCCACUAGCGUUGAGGUUCCUCCAUUGCCCGCCUAUGCCUCUGUGCCUGCUCCUCCCGUUUAUGUCACUGAGUCUGCUGCCCCAGUUUAUGUUACUGUGACUGCUGCUCCCGUUUAUGUCACUGAGACUGCUGCCCCUGUCUACGUGACUGAGACCGCCGCUGCUGUCCACAUCACUGUGACUGAGACUCCUUCUCCUGUCUACACCACUGAGACUGCUCCCGCUGUCUGCACUACUGUGACUGAGACCCUGCUCCUGUCUACGUCACCAAACGUUUAUGUUACAGAGACACCUGCUCCUGUCUACGUCACUGAGACCGCUGCUCCCGUUUACGUGACUGAGACCGCUGCUGCUGUCCACAUUACUGUGACUAAGACUUCUGCUCCUGUCUACGUCACCGAGUCGGUUGCUCCUAUUUAUGUGACUGAAACUCCUGCUCCUGUCUACAUCACCAAGACGGUUGCCCCUGUCUACGUCACUGAGACUCCGCCCCUAUCCACAUUACCAGACAGUUCCUGCUGUUUACGUCACCGAGACUCCCGCUCCUGUUGCAUUACUGUGACUGCUCCUCCAGUUUACAUCACCGAGUCGGUUGCUCCUAUUUAUGUGACUGAAACUCCUGCUCCUGUCUACAUCACCAAGACGGUUGCCCCUACAGUUGCUCCCGUUUAUGUGACUGAGACCGCUGGUGCUGUCCGCAUUACUGUGACUGAGACUCCUGCUCCCGUCUAUAAAUAUUCGCACUACGGCAUGUACUAAGUCGUCAAAGUCUGUCUAAAUCGGAAAUUUAUUUUAUCAACAUUAUUUAAAUUGAAUCAAACACAUUAACAACGUCAAACAUUUUCCAAAUUUAUCGGUAUUAUAUAUUUUUUGACACAGUAACUUAGUGCAAAUAUUAUAAAAACUCAAUAAAACAGUCGUGCGUGGUAGUUGAGGCGGCUGGGCUGAAUUAGAGUGUUGCGAAAUGUGAGCGCUCGGUGAGCUCUUCUUUACCUGGGUCAAACUGGAACCACUGGCACAGCAACCACAUCCAGGGGUCCUUGAAUGUGCGG
This is a messenger RNA of Kickxella alabastrina, 1329 nucleotides long. RefSeq lists its product as uncharacterized. Bases 206 to 1036 code for a protein of 276 amino acids. NCBI's taxonomy places the organism in Eukaryota, Fungi, Kickxellomycota, Kickxellomycetes, Kickxellales, Kickxellaceae. The transcript has 5 exons. The record is from RefSeq and is a predicted model, not a curated record.